CCACGGCAUCUGCAAAAAUGAGAAAAAUGCAAACAAAGGGUCCUCGUGAGACUGAAAAAUAAAAGAUCAGGAGCUCACUUGAGAUGUUUGCAUGAAGAGCUCCCACCUGAAAAAGUCUGGGCUGUUGUUCUCCUCUAAUGCUGUGAAAUGGGAAUUUUCUAAUUGAAAUUAGAGGAAGCAAAGAAACUUUUUAGCUUAAGACAUGAACAGCAAAUAAAUAAUCCUUUCUGAGUAUGCCUUCCCCUGGCUGUUUCUGCACGUGCUGUGUUUGAGUACAUGUAUGUUGGUCAUAUAGUGCUACAGCAUUUUUAACUCAUCGUUCAUUGCCCCAAGUGAGAGAUACAUAUAAAGAAAGGCUUGGUUUCUUUUUUAGUUACUGGAUCUAGGUCAGUGGGAGGGCUGAUACUAACAGUAGCUGCAGGAAAGUUUAGGUGAUUAGAUGGCUUUUGCAUUUAGCUUUGAACACAGUGAAAUUUGGGGCAGUUCUUCUGUAUGAGUGUGCCUCACUGUUUGUGUCCCGCUGCUGUGAGGUUCUUUCUGUAUUUGUCUCCCUAUUGCCCCAAGGAAAAGGUACUGGCACAGGGAUUCAGUAAGAGGUGGUCCUUCAGGCAGCAAAACUCGCAUCUGUUCAAAGUCCUGAAGAGCAGAGGAGCACAGGCUGGGAAUAUGUGAUGAGGAAUCACUGUAGGGAGAUGCAGCAUGGGGCGCCAUAUACCCAGCAGAGCACUUUUGCGUACGCCCGUGUCACAGCUUUCUCCCUCAAUAUUGAGAGUCAAGUCACUAGAGCCUCAGCGUGACCAUAGCCAGAGGGAGGGCGGGCUGGCUGGGGUGUGCUCCCCGGGCCAGUCACAAAGAGAGGAGUGCAUGUGUGCUCUUGGCACCUGCAGUGGUGGCCACAUGCAGCGCAGAGCUUGGACGGGCUCUGAGACUGCAGAUGGACCUGCCAACAGGCUGCUGGGCUUUGGGUCUCUCUAGGUCCCACAGGAGCAGUGCUGAGCACCACGGGGUGGUUUUUCUUUGUAUCCUGCUAGCUUUGGAAGUCUCAUCUCUGGAAAUGCCAGACCUUUUUCACUCCCAUGGGAGCCGUCUCUCAGCAGCAACUUGCACGACUGCUCUGUAAGGUCUGCGUCAAACAGACCUGGACAGGUCUUGGUGUUGGUGUGGUUGGAAUGAGGGAGCCGCACUGGUGGGAGCAUGAUGACCUUUGGAAGCUCGCUGGCUGAUGACCGCAUCAGUUUCUCUAUACGCAGGGCUAGUUUCCUUCCUUGGGAAGAACUCUGUGCUUACACCAGGAGUUUGUUCACCCAGCAGCUUUGUAGACCCAAGGGGAAAGGAAUGGUUAAGGAAUGGCUUUUCUCCACCCAAUUCAGUCCAGGCCUAGUACUGGUAGCUGAAGGAGGGCUGUGGGCAGCCCCCCUCUGCCAUUGCUUCUGUAGGAGCUCUGUGAUUCUUAGAACUCCCCUGAGUUUUGGGUUAUCAAGCGCCCCUUGUUGCAGCUGCAUCAACUGCAGAAUGGCUCAUUUACCAAGCACAACAAGGGGCUCCUGUUUGGGCAGGAUUCCACUGGCAGUCCAUGCCUGAACUGGAGACCUUUGAUAUUUUGGCUGGCAGACUAGUUGUCUGUGCCCUGCUUGGUAUUUCCCUGUAAAAUACGCUCUAGGUUGUCCUUUCUUUAGGAGACAUUACCCUUCCUCCCACUUGUUUUUGAGUCCAUGCAUCACUGUGAAUGCUCUUAGCUGGAAGGUCCACCCCUUUCUGCACUGAGCAUGCAAACCCACUACCAGCUGCUUCCUUGCCAGACAGCACAGCAUUCCAGCUUAGGAGGUGUCUUUGAGUUCCUGCAGCUGGACACAUCUGCAUUUCCAGCUUUGCUUCCUGGAAGGGACAUUUUAAAUGUACAGCACAGCUGCAUACUGCCAGAAAGAACAGGAACAGGAGAGCCACAAGAGAUUGGGCUGCUUUGGGCUGGUAUUUCCAGUGAUCCUUACACUGCUGCUUUUUGUGGAUGUCUUGCCUGCUGUUACCCAGGGAUGACAGGACACAUUGGAGGAAUUAAUGAAUUGUUCUGGUGAGAAGAGUACACUUGCCUAUGACACGCUUACCUUUUGAUCGUGUUGAUAUUUCGAUCUCCUCCUUGCCUUUGAAAUUACAUGGAGUUUUCUCUUUCCUCUUUUUUAGAGAAAAAGGUUUAGAGAGACAUGGAGCUUGAAAGAAUCAUUCGAGACACACUGACAUGCUUCAUCCAGUCCCACAUCCCUGCUGCAGACCUCAGUGGGAUGGAUGAUGUUUUCUUCUCUUACAUUACGGGUGUCCUGGAAGAGCUGGGUUCACCAGAGUCUUCUGAGGAGACCUUUGAUAUGGACACCUUUGUGGAAAUGAUGGAGGCAUAUAUACCUGGUUUUGCAGAAAUCCACAGCGGGGAUGUUUGUGAAAUGAUGUUCUCUCUCUCAGAAAGGCUUGGUGAAGCUCGCAACAAAGAAAAAAGUGGCCAAAAGGCUGUGGAAAGCGGGAGCGAAGCACCCUCUGAAGACCUGACCGAGGGCCAGGAGCCUGGAGCUGGAGCCUGCAACGGGGAAAGGCUGUGCACUCCAACAGACGGAGCCAGGGCCCAGGAAGGCGAUGACUUGAAGGAUGGGGUGGAGCUGCUACUGGAGAUGUUCCCAGCCUGUACCGUGAACCAGGCAGAGAAGGCACUCGCCAUGGCCUUGGGGAACCUGGAGGAGGCAGUGCAGUUAAUUGUGGAGGAGAAGGUGGAAAUUGGCCCAGCAGGUGCGGGUGUGAAGGAACUCAUACGGCCACGCAGAGCACCCAACCACGAGGAACUAAAACAGGUUAUCCUACAGAAAUAUAUGAUGGUGGAUAGUGCAGAUGAUCAGAAAACACAUCGGCCAGCUCCGCCCAAAGAGGCUCCCAAGAAGCUGAUCCGCUAUAUCGAUAACCAGGUGGUGAGUACAAAGGGAGAGAGGUACAAAGACAUCAAGAAGCCUGAGAGUGAGGAGAUGAAGAGAACCUACAUCAGCCUCAAACCAGCCAGGAAGUACAAGUUCCACUGACAGCCAGGUUCUCCUGCUCUUC
Messenger RNA from Egretta garzetta (little egret), 3075 nucleotides. It is a transcript of the gene CUEDC2, whose product is annotated as CUE domain containing 2. Gene Ontology annotation, molecular function: ubiquitin binding. The transcript has 8 exons. The coding region runs from base 2199 to 3053 and encodes 284 amino acids. NCBI's taxonomy places the organism in Eukaryota, Metazoa, Chordata, Aves, Pelecaniformes, Ardeidae. The record is from RefSeq and is a predicted model, not a curated record.